AAUACUCCUUUUGAAGUUAUGAAAUCACCUAUUGCUCUCAUCCUGCUCUUUACACUUGCCCUGUACACGAAUGCAAGAAAAGACCGUGGAGAAUAUUGGAGAGAGGUGAUGAAAGAUGAGCCAAUGCCCAAAGCAAUCCAACAUCUUAUGCCUCGAUCACAUAGAGAGAAAAGUGAUUGUCACAAAUCAUCUUUCGAGCCAAGGCCAAAUGUAUCUAGUUAUCAUGAUGAUGACGUUGGUGUCAAACAAGAAAGAGAUUUCGAGCCAAAGUCAAAUGCAUCUAGUUAUCAUGAUGACAAUGUUGGUCUCAAACAAAAAAAAGUUUUUGAGCCAAGACCAAAUUUAUCUAGUUAUCAUGACGAUGAUGCUGAUCUCAAACAAGAAAAAGAAUUUGAUCCAAGGCCAAAUGUUUCAGUGUACCAUGAUUGAUAACAUGGUAUGAGUAUCAUGUGUCAGUGUGUCUUCUUGCUUUUUUGUGUGCCUCCCAAUGUAAAAGUGAUCUUAAAUAAGAAAAAAAAGUAGUUGAUGGUUGUAUUCAAAUAUAUCUUGAAUUUAAUACUAUGUAUUAUAUAUUAUAAGCAAUUAUGAUAUGCG
Molecule: messenger RNA, 594 nt
Organism: Solanum dulcamara
Lineage: Eukaryota; Viridiplantae; Streptophyta; Magnoliopsida; Solanales; Solanaceae
Product: organ-specific protein S2-like
Exons: 2
Coding region: 19-429 (136 amino acids)
Source: RefSeq, a predicted model, not a curated record